Molecule: messenger RNA, 4864 nt
Organism: Zalophus californianus (California sea lion)
Lineage: Eukaryota; Metazoa; Chordata; Mammalia; Carnivora; Otariidae
Gene: APOBR
Product: apolipoprotein B receptor
Exons: 4
Coding region: 74-3994 (1306 amino acids)
Biological process (GO): triglyceride metabolic process; lipid transport
Cellular component (GO): membrane
Molecular function (GO): very-low-density lipoprotein particle receptor activity
Source: RefSeq, a predicted model, not a curated record
AAGACGGGCUUGUCUCGGUGGGUGGGGACGGUCAUUUGUCAGCUUUCUGGACACACAGACAGAGACAGACAGGAUGGAUUUCCUCCGGCUACAUCUCCCUGGGCUGCAUCAGGCCUUGCGGGGAGCACUGGAUUCCCUCAGCUCCUUUGUCUCCUACCUUAUGGGAGAUGAGGUCCCCACUGCAGAGAGGAAGGAGGCGAGGGCAGCCGAGGAGAUGGGGGAGGUGGCUGCAGGAAGGCCAGGGAAGCCUGAAGAGAAGGAAGCCCAGGAGGCCCUGGAGGGCCUUGGAGGCAGCCAAAACCAGGAGGCUGGAGGGCUGAGAGGGCCUGGGGAGGCUGGAAGACGCCAGGACGGAAGUUCAGCAACAGAACAGACCUGGGGUUGGGAAGAAGGCAGCUCCCAUGGGUCUCAGGCAGACAGGCAGGACACUGGGGUCUGGGAGGCAGUCAAGGCUGCCAGGUGCCAGGAGCCAAGGGCCCACUUAGAGGCCAGAAAGGAGUCCAAGACAGGGUCUGAGGCUGUUCGAGACAACAGCAGUCAAGCCCGGGAGAGUCAAGGGCCCAAUGAGCAGGAAGUGAACACAGAGGAGACACCGAGAACCUGGGAACAGGAGGAGGAGGCGGAAGAGGUCAGGGAAAGAAAACCAGAGGUGGCCAGGAAGGCGGAGUCAGAGUGGACCUGGCACCGGGAGCCUGAGGGGGAGGUAGGUGCUGAUGGGCAAAAGGUAGCAGGGGACAGCAGGGGGUCAUUAGAGCAAACGGUCAAGGAGGCAGUUGCAGAGGAGAUCCAGGGGUCUGGAACCAAAGAGGCCGGGAAGGAAGAAGAGGUGAUGGUGGUCCUAAGGGGUAGCCCAAGCACAAGGGCACGGGAAGCAUGGGAGUCAGGGACAGAAUCUGAGGACGGGACAGCCUCAGGCAGGGAGGAAGCCAGGACAGUCUCAGACGGGGAGGAGGACGGGACAACCUCAGGCAGAGUGGAGGAUGGGACAGCCUCAGACAGUGGGGAGGACGGGACAACCUCAAGCAGAGUGGAGGAUGGGACAGCCUCAGGCAGAGUGGAGGACGGGACAACCUCAAGCAGAGUGGAGGAUGGGACAGCCUCAGGCAGAGUGGAGGAUGGGACAGCCUCAGACAGUGGGGAGGAUGGGACAGCCUCAGACAGUGGGGAGGACGGGACAACCUCAAGCAGAGUGGAGGACGGGACAGCCUCAGGCAGAGUGGAGGACGGCACAGCCUCAGGCAGAGUGGAGGACGGCACAACCUCAGGCAGAGUGGAGGACGGCACAGUCUCAGGCAGAGUGGAGGACGGGACAGCCUCAGGCAGAGUGGAGGACGGGACAGCCUCAGGCAGAGUGGAGGAUGGGACAGUCUCAGGCAGAGUGGAGGACGGGACAGCCUCAGACAGUGGGGAGGACGGGACAGCCUCAGACAGUGGGGAGGACGGGACAACCUCAAGCAGAGUGGAGGACGGGACAACCUCAAGCAGAGUGGAGGACGGGACAGCCUCAGGCAGAGUGGAGGACGGCGCAGCCUCAGACAGUGGGGAGGACGGGACAGCCUCAGACAGUGGGGAGGACGGGACAGCCUCAGGCAGAGUGGAGGACGGCACAGCCUCAGGCAGAGUGGAGGACGGGACAGCCUCAGGCAGAGUGGAGGACGGGACAGCCUCAGACAGUGGGGAGGAUGGCACAGUCUCAGGCAGGGAGGAGGCUGGACUAACUUUAGUCAGGGUAGAGGCCAGGACCACCUCAGUUGGGAAGGAGGAUGACCUCUCAGGAGCCAGGAAGAGAGAAUAUGGGGAAGUCUCAGGAGAAAGGAUCUCAGAGGGCACUGGGAGGGCCUGGGCAUUCGAGGAGGCCUCCUGGGGAGACCAGGAGGAGGAAGUGGAUGAGAAUAGAGAGGCUGAGAUGAGCUUUUCCCCCAAAGAGACCCAGGCCCUGGCAACUAAGGGCACAGAAGAAGCAACUAAGGACCAGACAGCAGCGGGGGAGGCUGCAGAAGGCCAGGGGUCAGAGGGGGAGGUAGGGGAGGGCUUUGAGAUCCAAGCAGAUCAGGGAGGUAAAGAGGCUGAGGGGAGGCAAGCCUCAGCGAUCAGGACUGUUGCCGCCAGUCUGGAGGAGGUGGUGGAGGCAGAGACGGCCAAAGAGGAGGAAGAGGGUUGCUGGGCCUCAGAGGCUGAGUUGCCCAAGGACGACGUGGCAAAUGAGGCUGAAGGGGAUGCUGACCUGGAAGCAACCCUAGAGACCAGCAGUCCUGAGAAGGAGUUCAGCGGGGAGAGGAGUGAGGGGGAGGCUCAGACAGGCGGAGAAGCACAGGGGGUGGAGUGGGGUGGCCUUGAGCACGAAAUCACUGAAGGCCAAGAACCUGAGCUGAUGGCAGACCCCCAGACCCUGACAGAGCAGCCUGAGGACGGACAGGGGGGUGAGGAAGAGCUCUGGGGCGUUUCAGCUCUGAGCAAAGAGGAGACGGAAGGGAGCCUGGAGGAAUACCCCAGGAACGUGGGAGAUGUAAAGCCUGAUGCCCCUGGGGCAGAAGUCUGGGAGAACCAGAGAAGGGAUGUGGAGGGAGGGGAUGCCCAGGAAGAAAAAGCAGAUGCUGAAGAGGGGGAGGAGGAGGCUGCAGGAGGCCAGGCCCCGAAGGAGGCCGAGGGAGGCCGAGAGUCUGUGCUCCCGGAUGUCCCGGAGGCAGGCGGGGAGUGGAAGAAAGCCCAGGACGCAGGGUGUGGGGCAGAGGAGGGAGACAGCCCUGGAGCAGAGAGCCAGGAGCUGGGUGGAAGGCACGGGGCAGACGCAGGGACAGGUCAGUCGCUGGGAGAGUCAGAUGCCAGAGAAACCGAGGAUGAGGUGGAGGCCACCACAGUGCCCUGGGGGGCAGACACAACAUCCAGUGGAAACUGGAGGCUGGAGGAGGCCGCUCUGAGCCUCCAGGACAGCGAGGACCCAGGGGUCAGUUCUUUGGCUUCUGAGAUGGUGAGGGAUAAGGUAGCUCUGGUUGGCAGGGCUGCUGGAGCUGGGGGAGGGCUCGAAAGAGAGGCUGGGGAAGCUGGGGACUCCGAAGGGAGGCAGGAGGCUGGGGGAGGCGGGGAGCUGGUAGAGGCUAUACAGGGAGAAAACCGGGGUGGGCUGGAGUUUGGCCUGGCGGGCUCCGCAGACGAGGAGGUGGCUGGCAGAGGGGACCAAGCAGAGGCUUUGGAGGCCAGAGAGGGUGAGCCUGGGGGAGAGUGGGUGGAGGUCAGGGAGCCUGCGGUGGCAGAAGGAAGCUGUGGGAUGGAAGGCUUUAUCUCGGGCUCCCAGGUGGCGAAGGCAGAGGGGACCGUGGCCACGGUGGAGGCCGAGGGGCUCCCAGGAGGGCAGACGCUGUUGGAAGAGGAGGCUGUGGGAUGGCAAAUGAAGGAGCAGGGGCGGGGCAGUGAGGGGCAGUGUGGGGACCACCACCCCGACGGAGAGGCAGGAAGGCCCCUUGAUGUGGAGGAUGUUGCGGUGACUGAAGACCAGAGAGCACAGGCCGAGGAGAUUGUUCCCGAAGGCCCGGAGGACGUCCAGGGCCCGGAGAACCAGUCAACACACCAGGACCUUGCAGAGGCCGAGCGUGGGUCACAGGGGGAGACGGCAGCAAGUGCUGGUCAGGGCGCUGGCGCCAGCUGGAGUGAGGCCCUGCUCCCUGGGUCUCUCCUGGACGUCUCUGUCCCCCGGAGCCGUGUACUCCUGUCUCGCAACUCCUCACUGCGCCGCUCCCGGCCCUCUUCCCGACGGACCGGCACCCCUGAGCAGCAGGAGGAGCCUCCCCGCCCGCCACCCGAGGAAGAGAUGUCAGCUCCCGAGCAGAGACUUCUCCAGCCAGAGGAGCCCCCAGAGCCCAGCCCCCCGAAGCCUGAGGGGACCCCACUGCCAGCCAGGAGAAGGCCGCUGGGACGUGGGUUUGGCCUUGCACACACCGGCAUGAUGCAAGAACUGCAAUCUCGGCUGGGCCUGCCAAAGCCGCAGGGAGGGCCCUGAGCCCCCGGGAGCCUGGCCCCAAGUGAGGCUCGGAAGGAUCUUCCGAACCCUGCGCAGCCUAUCUCCCUCUGCCACUUUGGACACACCCUUUCCACCCUCUGGGCCUCAGUUUCUCAGUGUGUCAUUCUCGGAACAGACAGAACCAGAUGCCUGCGAGGACCAUGAACUUGAGGAGCGUGACUCGGCAAUGUGGCCGACAGACUCCCUGCCCGCUGGGACCGCUUCUCACGGCCUGUCCUGACCACCUCUCUCAUCUGUCUCGGCCGCCUGGAGGACCAAGGGGACGAGACAGUUCUCCCCUCAGCCUUCCCUCCGGGACUGCUCCCAGUCCCCACCCGGGCCUUCCGGAAAGCUGUGGAACAGCACACAAACCUCAGGGGUGGGAGCUAGCCCAGAAGAAAGGGGUCAGCAGGGCCUACAAGCUCCAUUUGCAAUGGGAGGUGGGUGAGAAACAGAUCGUCAGCGGCCCUGAGCUUUCAAAAAACUCACAACUCUGCUGGUUACUAUGGCAACCACCGGCCCAGCGAGCCAGAAUGGGGGAAGGUACCCAGGAGCCCCCAGAAUUUAGGAGCAGAAAGGGGCCCAGGGUGGCCAGAGGCUACAGACUCUUGUCCCUUGGGGGUCAGGUACCCCUUCUCUGAAAAGAAGCUGAGGCCGAGGGAGGAUGAGAGUGCUUUAUUGGGCACCCCGCAUGGUGGCCUAGCCCGAGGACAGCUAGCAGGCUCUGAAACAAUAAAUAAACCAUCCUUUCCCUAAACAAUAAAUAAAUAUCCAAGAAAUAAAUAUCUGCCAGGGACCGGAGGGGCCUUAAGUUAUUGGGUCGGGGUUGGGGUGGGAGGCCGGUGGAGUCCUGCCUGGUUUAAGGCAAAU